GGGUUGACAGAGCCUGUCAGCGCGCUACAAUCGUUUUAUGGCCCAGGUCACAACAGGGGAACUGUCAGUCGAUUUAAAAAAUACAAUAUAAAGCAUAAUUAAACUGUGAAUGGUAAUUGAUGAAUGUCGAAGGUUUAAGAACAGGAUUUGAAAGUGAUUGUGCUUGGUAAAAAGAUAUGAACCUUGAAUUGUUUCAAACAAUGCCACGAACACCGUACUUCUCAUGUCAACAACGGUGUUUACAGCUUUACUGACCAAUGGACUUGAAGUGAAAAAUAUAAAGGUGGAAGGUAAUUUCAUCAAUCAAGAAACAUGGCAGGAAAAUUUAACAUAGGGAUCAGACCAGAAAUUCGUCUAGACCACAAGUGGUUAAAGACGGAUCUGCAACGUGCCCUUUGCCGCGAUGGCCUUGCAGAUCUUUGGAAUGAAAUGGUACGCGAUGGAGAAAUCAUUGGAUCAUUCAGUGACGGUCUUAUUAAUUCAGCUGGAGUCACGGCAAGAAAAGGGGAUAGCGGACAUUAUUACUGCAAUUUAAGGGUAUUAUCAUGCCUCUGCUGCGAUGGUAUUUGUGGCCCACAAAGUGGAUGCAACUGUGGUCCCUGCCAAAAAAUAGAUGCUGAGGAAGCAGCAUUAACUGCAACAUUGACUGAGAAAACGAUACCAGCACAAAGUUUAAUAGAUUCAUGGCUGUGGGGACCUCAGCCUUCUACCGAUGAUUUGGUCACGUGUAUUGAAUCCCUUAUUGAUGAACAGAGAAAGCGUUGCUACGAAGUAGCUAACAGUACGCUUUUCGCCACAAGAUUAAAGCAACGAUUGGUAGUUGCUCGAAGAUACUUUUCAGCUUUAUCUCGCUAUAAACCGCAAGAAACCAGUGAUGCAAAUACUUUGAAGACGGUGGUGAAAGCACAAAAAAUCAUCAAACCAUGUGAAAAAGCUACGGUAGGCCUUGCUCGAGUUGGUUCACGAGCAGCAUUGAACUUUUCAUUUGCAUUCUUACGUCGUGCGUGGCGCUCAGGAGAAGAUGCUGACUUGUGCAGCGAGUUAUUAACCGAAUCGCUCGAGGCGCUCCAAUCUUUACCAGAAGCUACUCUUUUUGAUGAAUCAAAUGUAUCAAGAGUCUGGCUGGAAGUCGUUGAAAGAUCUGCCAAAUUUUUAAGACAAGUAGUUACUGGGGACGUGGUUGCUGGGAAGUCAUGGUGCCCAGUUCCAGUCUCAGAUCAACAUACAGCACUUUGCUUAUUACUGGAACUUGCGACACAGAAAGGCACAUUAUCGAGUCUCCUAGAUGCCGUUAUUCUGUUACUUUAUCUCAGUGGAAAAACAAAGCAUCAAGACAACCGUGUGAUGCCGUCUGGUACAUCUGCGCCCCUCAUUCCUUUAUUACGACGGCUGGAAGCUAUACCUCAACCAAGACAUACCGUGAAUGAAAUAGCCACACCCGGCCCUUGUGAAGUUCUAUUAAAACAUUUAAGACUACCAGAAGAUGAUACAGUUGCUGUAGAUUUGCGAAAAGCUGCAGUCAUAAUAAUGAGCCAUUUAAGUCGCUUGGCUAGUCCUUUGUUACCUCCUAUUGUUUCUGGAGGGUUCUCUAAGAAUCAAGCUCAAAUGUAUCAAGAAGUUUUAGCCUGGGGUGGAGUGAAACUAGGAAAUGGUACAUCACCGUUUUACUGUGACACCAUUGCGGAACGAGGAGUCAAGCAGCUCUGCUGUUCCGAAAGAGCAUUGAUGACUCUAUCAUCACAGGGAAAAGUUUACAUGAUGCACUAUGGUUCCGAUACACAGUAUCUUCAAAGAGUCCAUGGUUUUUCCGAGGUGCCUGUUGCGAUGAUUGCUUCGCAUUCAGAUGGUAAACAUUAUUUAGCACUAACUCAAGAUGGGUUGGUAUAUUCUUGGGGUAACGGUGAUGGUGGUAGAUUGGGACAUGGUGACAACAACUCUUAUGAUGAGCCAAAAGUGAUAGAUGCUUUAACUGAUAAGAAAAUAACGUCUCUUGUCUGUGGCAGUACAUAUUCUGCGGCACUUUCUGCAAACGGAGACUUAUACACCUGGGGAAGAGGAAAUUAUGGAAGGCUAGGACAUGGCAAUUGUGACGAUAUUUCAGUGCCAACAUUGGUAACAGCUCUCAAUGGUCACAAGGUCGUACAUGUUGCCUGUGGCAGUGGUGAUUCACAAACAUUAUGCGUCACUGAUUCUGGAAUUGUGUUUUCAUGGGGUGACGGAGAUUAUGGGAAACUUGGCAGAGGUGGUUCGGAUGGAACCAAAACACCCAAAAUUGUUGACAAGCUGUUGGAUAUAAAUGUUGUAAAAGUAUUUUGUGGCGGACAAUUUUCUGCUGCUCUAACAGCUUAUGGCGAAGUUUAUACCUGGGGAAAAGGAGAUACUUAUCGUUUAGGACAUGGUAACGAAGAACACGUUAGAUACCCGAAAUUAGUUGAAGGUUUGCAAGGCAAGAAGGUGAAAAAUCUAGCUGUUGGAAAUGUACAUGUGCUAACAUUGACUGAAGAUCAAUUAGUAUAUGGCUGGGGCAGAAAUGAUUAUGGACAAAUCGAUCAUGGUUUAGGUACGACAGUUCCAGAACCAACUUUGUGUUCAGCACUAACGGGUAAAAGUGUCAUUGGACUAGUUUGUGGUCCUACCCAAAGUUUUGCUUGGUCAAUGAGGUCAACGUGGUCAGUAGCAAGUAAAGUUGCCUUUGUUGUUGAUGUUUGUGAAGAUACAUUUCAACUUUUGGAUACUUUACUGGCUAAAUCUUGCGAGGGCUUACCAGGAACUAGACCGCCAACACAGGACCGUGAAUGUUUGGCCGUGGCUGCUUUAAAUUUAUUGAGGCUACAACUGCACACAAUGAUUACACAUAACAUUGACAGUAAAACUGUUGGUCUUGGAAACACUCAAUUACUGAAUUCACUGAAACAACGGUGCGUUCAUCUUGCGAGCAGUGCAGGAAUAUUAGCUACAAUGCAAGAGGCAGCCCAGGCUGUUCUACAAACAGGAUGGAGUGUUUUGUUACCUACAGCUAACGAGCGUGCAAAAACGCUGUCUGGACUUUUGCCAAAUUCCAGUGGAUUGGAGCAAUCGAACACGAAUAAAGGGCAACAGUUUAUGGCUGAUCUAUUAGUGUCGAGUUUGAUGGCUGAUGGUGGAUUAGAAUUCGCUUUGAAAGCAGCAAUAAAAGCAGAGGUUGCAGACGUUUCGGAUCAUAGCGAAUUCCCUGUUGUUUCUAGUGCUGGAAAGACUGUAGAAAGUAAACAAGCGAAAGAAUUCAAUUCAGAAAAACAUAAUGUUACAAUACCGUUACUUCAACUAGUAAAGCAAUUGAUAAGAAAUGGAUCUUGUAUCAGCCAGUCUAAAUUUCAAACCCUGCAACAAUCUUCAAGAAAUCAAAAUGCCCCUAAACUUGACAAUUCACCAAGCAUAAACUUAUUACUGAGAUUUCAGCGUCUGUUGAUAGCUCAAUUGUAUCAAUGCAUCCAUGAAAAUAGCUCAGAGAAUCCCCAGGAUCAAGAGAUGCUUGGGGCAGAAUCACUUCUGAAAAAGUAUAUUUGCCAAGUGUGCAACCAUGUUACAGAGACGUUACCUUUAGCGAAUGAAGCUGCUGCUACCAGUACUAAAAAUUUUGCGCUUGUAGCAUCCAUCAUAAAAGGUGAUAUUGUGAAUAUUCUACUCCCAGAAUUGAUCAUUUGCUUGAUUCUUCUACAAGUUGAUUACCCCAUGUUACUGCGUAAUAUGAAUUGGAUGGAGGUACUAUCUCCUAUUCUACAUAUUUUGGAUAAAUUUAACAGAUUAGCUCCGACCCUCGAAAAGGAUGAUGCGGAUGACUUGUCGUGGCCAGGUAUAAUUGCACCCCAGCACGGAAACAAAAUUCCAGUGCAUGAUGAGCCAUCAUUAAUCAGAUGGGCAGAUUUGGAGAAUCACAAUCGUGAUGGGGGUCUGUGGAUAGUAAUACAGGACAAAGUUUAUGACGUUCAGGAUUUCAGAUACGAGGGCGCGUGUGCACCGGAAUUGCUCCAAAGGUAUGCAGGUAGAGAUGCGACUGCAAUGUUUCUAAGUACACCUCACUCUCAGUUAGCUCAAAAUAUGAUGGACUCAUAUUUUGUGGGAUGCUAUUGCCAUGCCGAGACUGAUACCACACAGUUUACAAUUGAAGAAACCGAUGUCUGUUCGUGCUUAUUGGAUAUGGAAAGAGCCUUGAGCUUCCUCUUAGGCUUACACGCGCACAAAAUGCGCCAGAGCUUAUCCAUCCAGCCUGCAGAAGAAGAGGCAGGAAUUUGGGUUAACGCUCAUUUUCUACGAGGGGGAUUACAAAUAAUGCAACCGCCGAAUCCAUAUGAAGAAGAGAAAGGUGAAGCAAGAAGUAACAAUUCCACAGCUGCCAAUUCCCCUACCGAACCACUAGUACCAAUAUGUACCAAAGAUGAACCUCAACGAUUAAUGGAAGACAGAAUAGCUGCAUUCAUUCAAGCCUUAGCGGAAACGCAUAAAACAGACACUUUUGUUCAAGCAUUUUUAUCCAUAGUUGAUAAAUACAGUAAAAUGAAUAAUCUACUAUCUCAUGUUGAUUUUUGCGGUGAUCAUCCAGUUGAAGAGAUUGGAAGACUUCUCAUGGCAGUUAUAAUAAAACAUCUUGCUCUAGGAUAUCAAGUUAUUGCAUUGGUUGACCAAGAAUUGACAGAUGGAAAUAUUAAGUUGUCUAAACCUCUGAUUGAUAUGAUAAGGGCAAUACAUCAAACAAAGUGGAAUUUGAUCAGAUCCAGGCAAUUGCAGAAUAGAAGUUACAAAGAAGUCUGUGCACCGGCACAAGAAAGGUGUAGAUUCUUAUUGUACGAAGUCAGACCAGCAACAAGCUACGAAGUAAAAGCUCUGCAGGAUUUGAAACUUUUGCAUACUUUUCCACGAUUUAAAAAAGCUGUACAAUCAUUGCUGUCAGAUAUCCGAUCGAAUAAAGACUCUCUAGCCAAACCAGAAGAUAUAGUAAAUACUUCCAUUCAAAAUGCUGAAGCAAAAAAUAAGUCAGAUGAAGAUUUAUCACCGAAAACUGGAAUGCCUGCCUCAAUAAUGCCACCUAAACCACAUGAUACCCCAGACUUAACAAAAGUAAUAAUGCAGAUAGCUGAAAAAGUUAAAUACCAACCAUUGGCUAUUGACUCUGGCAUGCUGAUGACAAGUAUAAUUAAUUUUGCAACAACCGAAGAAGGUGGAGAUGUUGAAACUCUCCGUAGAGCGAUGUAUUGUCAAGUUCAACGAGUUAAGAUGCGAGAGCAGGGAAUCCUAAUGAUACAAGAACUGUUGAAAAAAGAUUACCUAAUAACAUCCGUUAAAUACCCUUUGCUUAAUGGAUGGCUUGGACUAACUGAUAAUGAUAAAACCAAUAAUACAGGGAUCACCCAUUGUUUGAGCAAUAUUCAACUUGUGACUCCUUAUCAAAAAUCAAAGAUAAUUUUGGCAGAAUCUGAAGUUACAAUUUGGGCAAUUAGAACAUUAAGAGAACACAUUGUGCAAACCGAACUAAAAUAUAAAUCAAAAGCUGAUGGAAAAAGUAGCUUGAACCAAGGUACUUAUACCUGGCUCAGAAAAUUACCAAGAGCAAGAUUUUUGCUAACGAUUCUAGGAAUGUUGACCGGUUAUCAACAUGCUAAUGAAAUUGGAUUAUUAGUAAAUUCUGGAUUACUGUCUAGCAUCUUGACUUUGCUCAGACAAAUUGGACCUUCGCUACCUACUCAGAUGUUGAAACCUAAGGAACUUACUGCCAUUUAUGAAGACUCGGUUCAAAAAACUAAACCACCUGCAGUGACAUUAAACGGAUCAGAACUAGCUGCAUUAAUGAAAAUUGGUACACGAGUUGUGCGCGGCGUCGAUUGGAAGUGGGGAGACCAAGACGGACCACCUCCUGGUGAAGGUAGAGUUGUGGGAGAAUUAGGCGAAGAUGGCUGGAUUCGAGUGCAAUGGGAUAAUGGAAAUACGAAUUCUUACAGAAUGGGCAAGGAGGGUAAAUACGAUUUGAAACUAGCUGAGCCACCUACACCACCUGACAGUGAUACAGAUAGUGAGUCCCCACUGGAUGCGAACAAGGUUUACAGAGAUGGAAUAAACGAUCUACAUCCCACCAUGUACCUUAAAGCUGCAUCUGGUGCGCUAUUUCGUAUUAUUUUACUUUCUUGUGGAAUAGAAGCCAACAGAGUUCAACCAUCCGCCAUAAAGCUCCUGGCAUCUGUCAUCAGAGAAAUUAUAUCAGCUGCCAAUAAGCCAGAUUCUGGCACGCGAACUUUGUUGGCUAAAGACCAUCAUGAAACUUGGGCUAGUCUGGGCCUUCUAAGAGCAGUGGCCAACUCACCAAUGCUAUGUAGAGCUUUAAGCACUCAGCCAUGGGUUGAUUUAUUGCUGAGCAUGAUUGAGGAAAAGAAUAACAUAGAUCUGCAGAAGCAAAUUAUGGCACUAAGAUUGUUAAAAGUUGUAUUACCCUCAUGGAGUGAAGAAAGUCCAGAAAUGAUUUCAUUUUUAGACAAGAUAUUUAAACUCUUAGGGCAAAUUACACUCAUGAUUGACACAAGAUCGAAUACAGAGAUUCGAAUGAAUAAAUGUCGAGUAUCGCUGACUGCUGCGCGCAGUUCAACCAUAGCUGAAGAAAUCAUCUCUUUGAUUCGUAACUUGCAUCCUCUACCUGGCUGGAACGCCACUUUAAAUACAUUUCUUACUGCGAAACUUGCUUUAGCUUCAGAUCUUCUAAAUGAUGGACCUUUGUUUCACAUACAAAUGAAUGAAAAUGAUGGUGAAAAUAGCCUCGCUAUACAACAAACUGUCAUAGCAUCGCUUUCGGUCGUCGGAGGUUUGGACAAUAAGCCAAGAAUUGGAGGUCUGAUUGAGACUGAAGGACAAAUUGGAACAAUUUGUAAGGUUACCCAACAUUCCAAGUUAUUAGUACAAAUGCGUGACACUGGAAUACAAAAGAAACUACCAUUAUCUGCAGUGAAGAAUAUUCACGAACAUUUUCGCUUGGAUCAAAUGCCCAUGACAGAACACUUGCUCAUGACUUGGGCCAAUUUACUUUUAGGCCAUUGUGCCAUAGAUAGACGCCCUGGUUCUAUGCCAGUUAUAGCAGGUGUUGUUAAUGCAUCAGUACUUCGUACUCAGCAACAACAAUUGGCAGCUCUUAAUGCUGGGAAAGCUCUUCUUUCUCAUCAAACUCUUUUAAGACGAGUUUUAAAAUGCCCAAUCGUCGAAAGCGAAGAAGAUCAAACCGUUCUUUUACAAGAGAUGCUAAUUCGUGCUACUAAACCUCAACCAUUGAAACCAAUAUUUACCCGUGAAGAAUUGGAAGUGGCAGCUCUGGCAGUGUCACAGUAUUUGACAUCUGAAUUAAAACACACACCGAUUCAACUUCCUGGACUCGCAUCAGAACCUGCAACCCCCACAUCUGAAUGUUCACUAGCAUCAUUAACGUCAAGUCAACUGAGACAUUGUAAGGGCGGCGCAAAAAAGAAUUGCCCCCCCAGCAGUCCUUUGGUAACACAGUUAAUAGAAAUGGGUUUCCAUAAAAAGAGUGCUGAAAUGGCCAUAAAAAGCUUAAGUAUUGCAGAAGCAAACAUUACACCAGAAACAGUAGUAGGCUGGCUUCUUGAAAAUCCUGAUGCUGGAUGUAGCGACACGGAAACGAUAUCAAGUGUUGAACCUUUGUCAGAUUCUGAUGUUUCUAUAAGUGAAGAGGUAGACGAUACUACAUCGGCUCAUGAAGUGGGAGCACCUCCCCCACAGGCUUACAUGCAACGUGCUGAUUUUUUAUCAGUUGACGAAUACGCCAUUUACAUUCGUGAUAAUGUAACAGCUGGCAUGUUUGUUCGCUGUUGCAAGCGUUACGAAGAAGUUGCUUAUGGUGAUGUUGGGCAAGUUGUGAAAAUUGACCCAGAAGGUUUGCAUGAUCUAAAUGUCCAGGUUGCGUGGCAACGAAAAGGUAGCACUUAUUGGGUUAGAUUCAUUCACAUUGAACUUUUAGGACAUCCACCUACUUUACCUGGUUUACCUGCAUUGAAAGUUGGAGAUAAAGUGAGAGUUAAAGCAGCGAUUGCAAUACCCAAGUACAAGUGGGGUUCGGUUAAUCAUCAGAGCGUAGGUGUAGUUACUGGGAUAAUUAACAAUGGGCAUGACGUAUCUGUCGAUUUUCCACAACAAAGCAGUUGGACUGGAUGUGCUGCAGAAAUGGAGAGAGUUCCAUCGUAUCACCAUGCGGUCUCUUGUGAUUCCUGCCAUCUAUCACCAAUUUCGGGACCAAGAUUCAAAUGUAAGCCUUGUGAAAAUUACAACCUAUGUGAAAAUUGUUUUUAUACAAAACGGUCACACAGACACGGUUUCAAUAGAAUUGCUGAACCAGGCUCUGCAGCAGUUUAUGCUGGAAAACCAGGGCGAUACCACCGGCAAGAUUUAUCUGAACCAGCAUUAAUAGAAAACUGGUCUAAAUGCAUUAGAACUCUGAAUGUUUCAUCCCGCGAAACUUGGGCUACCAGACUGGUAGAUGGUUCUGGGAAAUAUUGGCAAAGUUGUGGAUCACAAGGAAAGCAUUGGAUUCGACUAGAAAUGCUCCCUGGAAUUUUGAUACAUUCUUUGAAAAUGACUGUGAACCCAGAGGACAGUAGUUAUAUGCCAUGUUUAAUUGUAGUUAGUGCGGGUGAUUCGUUUGCUAGUUUACUAGAACUUGCAACGAUUACUGUGAGAAAUACCGAUAAAAUCGUCACUCUAAUCCAAGAUUUGAGAGAAUACUACCCGUGCAUUGAAAUAUCAAUAAAACAGUGUCGCAAUGGAGGCAUUGACUGUAAAAUACAUGGUCUGCAUAUAGUGGGCAGAAAGAAACUUUUUGAAAACCAGCUGGCAACAUCGGUUUCAUUUUUGGCAUCUGAUUGGGAAGCUGUUCAAGAACAACUCACAACUCAGCGCACAGGAGAUAUGCACCAGCAUUCGGCUGUUUAUGUGUGGGGAUUAAAUGACAAAGACCAACUUGGUGGCCUGAAAGGGUCUAAGGUCAAGCUCCCAGUGUACAGUGAGGUUUUAUCUCAGUUAAAACCAAUCCAUAUUGCAGGCGGCAGUAAAACACUAUUCAUUGUUAGUCAAGAAGGAAAGUUGUAUGCCUGUGGUGAGGGCACAAAUGGUAGGCUUGGGUUAGGAGAUAAUAAUAAUGUGUAUGAGCCUAGACCCAUACCAUUCUUAAGUCAGUACGUAAUUAAAAAAGUUGCAGUACAUUCCGGCGGUAAACAUGCGUUAGCUUUGACAAUGGAUGGAAAAGUAUUCUCAUGGGGCGAAGGCGAAGAUGGAAAGUUGGGGCAUGGUAACCACUUGUCUCUACACAAGCCAAGACUCAUCGAAGCCUUGAAGUCUAGAAGAAUUAGAGAUGUAGCUUGUGGAUCAGGGCACUCAGCUGCCAUUGCAAGUAAUGGAGAGUUAUAUACUUGGGGCUUGGGAGAAUAUGGAAGAUUGGGACACGGGGACACAAAUUCUCAACUCAGGCCUAAAUUGGUUGAAGCACUGGUUGGGCAGAGGGUUGUUCAAGUAGCUUGUGGGAGCAGAGAUGCGCAAACAAUGGCAUUAACUGAAGAUGGGUCUGUAUAUUCUUGGGGCGAUGGAGAUUUUGGAAAAUUGGGUCGUGGUGGUAGUGACGGAUGUUAUACACCUUUAGUUAUUGAUAGGUUGAAUGGCUUAGGUGUAAUACAAGUAGAAUGUGGAGCACAAUUCUCACUAGCUCUUACAAAAUAUGGAGAAGUAUGGACAUGGGGUAAAGGAGAUUACUUUCGUUUGGGGCAUGGAAAUGAUCAUCAUAUUAGAAAGCCCACAAUUGUGGAAGGUCUGCGUGGCAAGAAAGUUGUUCAUGUAGCUGUCGGGGCCUUGCACUGUUUAGCAGUAACUGAUACUGGACAAGUUUAUGCAUGGGGAGACAACGACCAUGGGCAGCAAGGAAACGGCACAACUAUUGUUAAUAGAAAACCUUCUAUGGUACACGGUUUGGAGGAUGCAAAGGUGAACAGAGUGGCUUGUGGAUCUAGUCACAGCGUUGCAUGGGUUCUAACUGAUCAACCAGCUACUAGUAAUCAAGAACCUGUAACAUUUCCGACUGACAAGGAUCCUUUGGGUCAAGCAACUCUUGGUUUCUUCGAUACAAAUGAAUCAAACACCAAUGCAACAUCAAAAAGCGUCCGACCUUCUUUGUCACACAUUAUACUCUCAUUGGAGAGUAAUGUUGCUAAGCAGCAAGCUUUGCAGCAUGUAAUAAAUGCUCUUCACAUCAUGCAGGCAAGAACAGCUGUUGUAAUCGCCUUACACAGUCAUACUACACUAGCAUCCUGCGGAACGGUGUCUAGUCCAGAUACUCCUCCAGAAGGUACAAUGAGCUCUAGCAUAGGGCAUGGUCAUACAGUAUACCAAAAUGUUGGAGAGAUAGCCCAAGGUGGGGGUGAAGCGCCUGCUAAUGUUGCUGAAGUUGCAAACAUUGUUUCAAGUACCAGGGCUACACCAGAAUCAGAAGAAUGCCUCUUAGCAACUUUCCCUUCUAUGUCUAGUUCAGCAAGUUUAUCAUCAAAAGCUUCAAAAAUGUCAACCAGUGCUAUGAGUGUAAUAGCUGCUACACUCACAUCGAAUGCUCAAGUUGUAGGAGACGGACAUACUACUGAACCUGGUUUGGACGAAUUUACAUCAACAUUGACAGAGGAUGAUGCAAGAAUGUUAGUUGACUUGUUAAAGUUGGCAGUCGCCAAUCGCGUUUGUGAAGGUGCGAAGGAAACAAUUUCAUCAGUAUUGGUGGCAUUGGGAAAUUCUAAUCGGCAAAUAGCCAAUAUGCUGCUGGAACUUUGUGUGACAGAGCUAGAAGACACUGCAGCUAAUUCUAACUCUUUGAAUAUGACACCACAGGUUAUUGUUCAAGAAACAACACAUCCGUAUAUUGAUGACACCACAUUGACAGGAAAUGUAAAAAUCCCAGGGGCCGAAGCACUGAGAAUAGAGUUUGAUCGUCAGUGCUCAACGGAGAGACGACACGAUCCACUUACCAUAAUGGAUGCUACAGGUCGUGUGCUUGCUAUUAAAUCUGGUCGAGAGUGGAGCGAAUGGGCAGCUGAAAUUAGAGUCCAAGGCGACGAGUUACGGUGGAGAUUUUCUUCCGAUGGCUCAGUGAAUGGAUGGGGAUGGCGAUUUACUGUGCACCCUGUUUUGGCUACAUUGGCACCGCAUGAAUUAGGUUCAGAUAGAGCUGUGCUAUCUCAACCUUCCAUAGCUUUAGCUGAAUGUUUACUCGGAAACAGUGUAUCAAAUACCGACAGACAUAUUGUUACAAGAUUAGCGGCUACAUUAGCGCAAUGCAGUCAGUUGAGUAUCUUGACUGCUUCACAAAGGAUGUGGGCGUUGAAGAAAUUGCAGGUUGUAUAUUUAAAUGGGCCUGGUAUUCGACUAGAAGAUACAUUAUCGACAUUAUUGGAUUCUUUGCCACAAGCUUUAUUGAGACAAUAUGAGUAUGAGGACCCUGCAGUGAGAGGUGGCAAACAACUAAUGCACAGUGAUUUUUUCAAAGUACUUAUAGCUCUGGCCUGUGAUUUAGAACUGGAUGCGAUGCCAUGUUGUUCAGAAAUGCAUAAGUGGUCAUGGUUCAGAAGAUAUUGCCUUGCAGCUAGAGUAGCAAAAUCGUUAAUAAAUAGAACUCUAUUACCCAAGCCAUUUUGCAUUGAGGUAACUAAGAGAAUAAAUGAGAUGACAACUGAAGGUGAUGGUACUACAAAAGAUCACGAAAAUCAUGAUUAUUUUAAACAAGAACACGACGAACAGUUAUUGUUAUGGCUGAAUAGAAGACCUGAAGAUUGGACAUUAUCAUGGGAUGGGUCUGGCGCCAUUUAUGGCUGGGGGCAUAAUCAUAGAGGGCAACUAGGGGGUUUGGAAGGUGCAAAGAUAAAAUUGCCGUCUCCGUGUGAGAGCUUGUCAGCAUUGCGACCUGUACAACUGGCUGGUGGAGAACAGACACUGAUGGCAGUAACCGCAGAUGGAAAAAUUUAUGCAACAGGGUAUGGUGCAGUUGGGAGAUUGGGCAUUGGUGGAACAGACUCAGCUUUGACCCCGACAUUAUUAGAAUCAAUUCAACAUGUUUUUGUCAAGAAAGUUGCCGUUAAUUCUGGAGGAAAGCAUAGCUUAGCCUUGAGUUCAGAAGGCCAUGUCUAUUCUUGGGGUGAGGGUGAAGAUGGAAAAUUAGGACACGGCAAUAAAUUAUCUUACGACAGACCAAAAUUAAUUGAGUCAUUACUUGGUAUGGAAAUUGUUGAUAUUGCUUGUGGAGGUCACCAUAGUGCAGCUAUAACUAAUGCUGGCUGGCUAUAUACUUGGGGAAAAGGGAGAUAUGGGCGCUUGGGCCACGGUGACAGCGACGAUCAGCUGAGACCAAAAUUAGUUUCAGCAUUACAGGGAUACAAAGUGGUUGAUGUAGCUUGUGGCAGUGGGGAUGCACAAACACUUUGCGUUACCGAUGAUGACAAUGUUUGGAGUUGGGGUGAUGGAGACUAUGGGAAACUUGGUAGAGGUGGAAGUGAUGGAUGUAAAGUACCGAUGAAAAUUGAGUCUCUUGCCGGGUUAGGUGUCAUUAAAGUUGAAUGUGGCAGCCAGUUCUCGGUUGCAUUAACGCGAUCAGGGGCUGUAUAUACGUGGGGAAAAGGGGAUUACCAUCGCCUGGGUCAUGGUACAGAUGAUCACGUCCGAAGGCCUCGAAAGGUUGCAGCUCUGCAAGGGAAAAAAAUUAUCUCUAUUGCAACAGGCUCUCUCCAUUGUGUAGCAUGUUCUGAUAAAGGAGAGGUAUUUACGUGGGGUGACAAUGACGAGGGGCAACUAGGAGACGGUACAACAAAUGCUUUGCAAAGACCCAGGCUUGUUCAUGCCUUACAGGGCAAGAAAAUAACCCGAGUUGCAUGUGGCAGCGCCCAUACUUUAGCCUGGAGCACUACAAAAGCUCCCCAAAGCCGACUGCCAGCCACAACACCUAUGGAAUAUGAUGUUGUUAAGGACCUACCAUUUUCUGCCCUGCACAAUAGAUUAGUUUUAUUACAUCACUUUGCUGAAUUACUUUGUCCAUCCUUACCUAUGUUCCAAACAACCGGACAUAUUGGAUUAAAUAAAUUAGCGCCUAUGCUAGUAUAUAGUAUUAAGGAAGCUACGUUUCGGAAAGUUGUCCAAGCUACGAUGGUCAGAGAUAGACAAUAUGGACCUGUUAUUGAAUUGAAUCGAAUUCAAGUAAAGAGAGCAAGGAGUAAAGGAGGUCUUGCUGGACCUGACGGGAUAAAAUCUGUAUUUGGACAGAUGGUUUCUAAGAUGCCGUUGCUAACACAGGAUGUUUUAUUUCUGCCACACAGAGUUUGGAAAGUUAAAUUUGUUGGUGAAAGUGUUGAUGAUUGUGGAGGGGGAUACAGCGAAAGUAUUGCAGAAAUGUGUGAUGAACUUCAAAAUGGAUCACUACCACUACUUAUUCCUACACCUAACGGUCGUGAAGACAAUGGAACUAACAGAGAUUGCUUCUUAUUGAAUCCCUUGGCUACAUCUGAUCUGCAUAUAAACAUGUUCCAAUUUUUAGGAAUAUUGAUAGGCAUCGCUAUUAGAACUGGGAGCCCGCUAAGCUUAAAUUUAGCGGAACCAGUAUGGAAACAACUUGCUGGAAUUUCUUUAACCCCUGCUGAUCUUACCGAGGUUGACAGAGACUAUGUCCCUGGACUACUAUGUAUCAGAGACAUGGAUCCAGAUGAAAAAGUAUUUCAAACUCUAGAAAUGCCAUUCUCUACUCCAUCUGCUGUUGGUGUUGAUGUGCCAUUGUCAAAUAGAUACCGAAAAAUAACUCCUGAAAAUCGACAUGAGUAUGUCCGAUUAGCAUUGAACUACAGACUUCACGAAUUUGAUACUCAAAUAGCUGCUGUCAGGGAAGGAAUGUCUAAAGUAGUGCCUGUUCCUCUUCUAGCAUUGUUUAGUGGAGUAGAGUUGGAAACAAUGGUUUGUGGAAGUCCAGACAUUCCGCUUAGCCUGUUGAAAUCGGUAGCAACUUACAAAGGCGUAGAUGGAACUGCACCACUAAUUCAGUGGUUUUGGGAAGUUAUGGAAGAGUUUUCAAAUCAAGAAAGAUCACUAUUUCUUCGAUUUGUCUGGGGUCGAACAAGACUGCCACGCACAAUUGCUGAUUUCAGAGGAAGAGACUUUGUUUUACAGGUACUCGACAAAUACAGUCCUCCAGAUCAUUUCCUUCCAGAGAGUUACACGUGUUUCUUUUUAUUAAAAAUGCCGAGAUAUUCUUGCAAGCCAGUACUACGUCAAAAAUUAAAAUACGCCAUACAUUUUUGUAAGAGUAUCGAUACGGAUGAAUAUGCACGGGUUCAGGCAGCUACAAAUUCAGACGUAGAAGAUACAGAUAGUAUUGCUAGUGAAGAGCACACGUCUUUGUAACUCGUCAACGAUGAAUUUACGCGAUCCUAAGUGUAGUAUAAGGUGAAAAGCUUGCAUAGGGUUGGAAUGUUGUGCAAUGAUAACAAUUUGAAGAAAAAAUGAUUUAUUUCAACAUUUAUUAUUUUGAUUCGGGCCUUAGAAAUUAUUUUUCAUGUUGUGCUCUAGUGAGUAAAAUUAUUUGUGAUAUAUUGAAUGUAUGUGGAAGUACAAGGCAUUCGUGAAUUUUAAAUUUCGUUCAACGUAGAUUGAAUUUUAGACACAAUUGUGAAAACAUUAAAAACUUGGGGCGUUUGAUUAUGUACUUCACAACCCGCCUAAUUUGCUUUUAAUCGUCUGAUAAUUUAAUGUGAUUCCUUCGUACGAAUGAAUGCCUUGUACAUAUUGUGCAGAAAGUAAGAUUAUCUGUUGUUAUUUCUGAAAAUACUAUGAAUAUGUAUUUGACACUAACGAGCUAUAAUCUAUAUUAUUAUGACACUCGGUUUAUUGUUCUGUAUACAUACGUCUAAUUUUUGCUGUUGAAAUAUCAUGUUGUUAUAAACAGUGUCUUAUGAUUGCUGAUUAGCUAAAAAAUUGUGUUGAUCUCGCAAAUCAGCUUGUCAUGGGUUAAAACUCUAUGAUAGAAACUAUUUAUUUCAAUUAUCUGGAUGAUGUACUUUCAAUUUAAAAUACUAGUCACAUGUUACAGUUAGAAACGAGUUGAGGUAGAGAAUAAAUUCUGCAUUAUACGUGAGCCUUCUGCAUAUUUGAAUUACUCUUGUUACAUGGUUUCUUUAAAAGUGAGCAAAUGUUGUAAAAACACUAGAGCUAUAACUUCUGUAACACAUAGUUAAAUAACAGAAGUUAUAGCUCUAGUGUUUUUACAACAUAUAUAUAUAGAAACACUCCAGUAUUUACAUCUUCUUUAGAAAACUUUGACUUCCAGUAUCAAGAGCUUUAAAUAAUCCGCGGAUAUCGUUUCCAAAAAAAAUUUGGGGGGUUACAAAGAUAAAAAAAUUAUUCUUUCAGUUUUUUUUUAAUUUAUGAAAUCUGUUACCUACUGUGUGCUACUAUUAUUCUUCAAGCUCACCAUACAGGGACUGAUGUUUCGAAGAUGAUGUUGAAAUUUUACUAAACUGGAAAUAUUGUUGCGUAAGUUGGCCUGCAAAUCAUGUAUUAAAAGGUAUUUCGAAAAAUGACCUUUACCUACAUAAGUUUCACCUAUAUUCAUCAAGCUAGGUAAUGUAACGAGCUUUUUCUGAAACUUACCAUUCUUAUUUCACAUUAAGGAAAGCCUCGUCUUAAAUCUUUUACUCGAGUUUUUCCUAACUUCAAGAGUUUGUCAACGUGUGAUAACUGAAAAUGCUUUUGAUGUAUAGGACUAGAAUAAUACGCAAGAGGAACAAAAAAUUUCAAACGAAUGAUAAUUGGUACUUGCAUGGACUUACUAUAUAUAGUGAUAUUCUUACAUAGAAUGAAAAGUUUAAAUUUUGAUCGCAGGUGUUGUUAUAAGUAGAGAGAAUCAUCUGUUUAGAUGAAACGUGACUCAUAAAAAUUUUUGUACCUGGUUCAUAUUUUGUGUCUCAAUUCUGUUGUCUGGUAUUAAUUUUUUAUCGCAAAGUUUUACCAGAAAAUGAUGUACUAUGUAUUAUUUGUAAAAGAAAACAGUUUUUUUCAUUGCAAUCUGUUAAGAUUAUUGUGUUAUAUUUCACGGAAAAAAUAAAUAAUACAAUAUUAGAA
Neodiprion fabricii is the source of this 16146-nucleotide messenger RNA. It is a transcript of the gene HERC2, whose product is annotated as E3 ubiquitin-protein ligase HERC2. Gene Ontology annotation, molecular function: zinc ion binding; ubiquitin-protein transferase activity. The transcript is spliced from 14 exons. Gene Ontology annotation, biological process: protein ubiquitination. Lineage: Eukaryota; Metazoa; Arthropoda; Insecta; Hymenoptera; Diprionidae. The record is from RefSeq and is a predicted model, not a curated record. The coding region runs from base 313 to 14430 and encodes 4705 amino acids.